AAACCUGAAGAAGUUGUUAGAUUAUUAUGUGAGAGGCUUCGUAAAGAACGACUUUAUCUGGAAAUGACUCAGGCAGAUGUUGCUGCACGUGCUGGUAUUGGUGUGAAUACAGUAUCCAAUCUGGAAGCAGGCCGAUUACAAGAAUUAGAGGAACUCUUCAAACCUCAUUUAAACAGUGUAGAUGAUAUUCUUCGCUAUGAGAGCAAUACGGCUCGCCAACGUAUCAAAAGGAAAUAA
Molecule: messenger RNA, 237 nt
Organism: Cylicostephanus goldi
Lineage: Eukaryota; Metazoa; Nematoda; Chromadorea; Rhabditida; Strongylidae
Source: the annotation of a GenBank genome assembly